This is a messenger RNA of Paramormyrops kingsleyae, 6097 nucleotides long. RefSeq names its product signal-induced proliferation-associated 1-like protein 1. Gene Ontology annotation, biological process: regulation of small GTPase mediated signal transduction. Gene Ontology annotation, molecular function: protein binding; GTPase activator activity. Lineage: Eukaryota; Metazoa; Chordata; Actinopteri; Osteoglossiformes; Mormyridae. Gene Ontology annotation, cellular component: cytoplasm. The record is from RefSeq and is a predicted model, not a curated record.
GUGAACCGCAGUGACUUCAUGCCUCCUGCAUCUGCAUAGAUAGGCGGAGUUGCAACUUUGGUAGGAACUUCCAAAUUCCAAGAAAUGCAAAGGCGAUGCAGUACAGGAUGAAGCGCACCGUUACCGGAGAAGAGGAAACCCAUUAUUUCUCUAUGAGAGAGUGAGGAAAUCGCAGACACGCAGAACUAUGCUCAUGUUCCCCACCACGCUCUGGAUGCCUGGCUUGGUACGCGUCGCGUAAUCUAGGUACCAAUAUGUUGAUGCAAACCGGCUGAAUAAAGAGAAACUCAGGACCCCCCCCCACACACACAGAGAACCUCUAUAAUAGCAGCACAUUGUGAGUAUAGAUGAUGAUUUCUUCUGUCUGCCAGCAUGAGGUCCAGUGGAGUACUGAAUAGCCUCAGUGGUGCCCCGGCCUCGUGACUGACCUGUUUGAAAGCCCAGUCCAUGGUUCUGUGGAGCAGCAUCCAGGCCGAGCGGCAGGCAGCCUCGGUGGCCGCCAUGUUCGAAUACUAAUCGUCCUAGCAAAGCAGAGCCAUGACCAGCUUAAAGCGAUCGCAGACAGAACGAUCUGUCGGAGGUUCUGUUCCCGCCACGGAUGAGUUUUAUACUCGCCGCCUGCGCCUGCCCAAUGGAGGGGCGCCGCCCCCUCGCAGCGAAAGUGCCCACUUGUCUGGGUGCACACCUGGGGUGCCGAAAAUGGGUGUACGGGCUCGAGUGGCUGACUGGCCUCCACGUAAGGAUGGAGGAGGUGUGUGGCACAUUACCGUGGAAACUGACUCCCCCAGCACCGUCGGAGGGACACCGAGUAAUCUUUCAUCUAAACUUGGCCACUUAGUCAGCCCUCAGGACUCGUCCAUGCUGCGCAACAUCCAGAAUACGCUCAAGAGCAAGAUGCAAAGUGCCAGCCGUGGGAAGGACAACCGCUUCCUGUCCCCCGAUGGCUAUCUCGGGUCCCCUCGCAAAGGCAUGCGGCGCAUCCGACAACGAAGCAACAGCGACAUCACCAUCAGUGAGCUGGAUGGAGAUGGGGCUGAAGGAUGGUCCUUUUCGGGGUGGACCCCCAUGCAUAGGGAGUAUGGCAGCACAUCCUCUAUCGACAAGCAUGGCUCCGGGGAAAGCUUUUUUGACAUGCUCAAGGGUUACCAUAGUGACCUACCAGACCAGCGUAGUUCAGUAUCUGAAAAACUGGGGGAGUUGUUUAGCAUAGCCCCCAAACUGGCGGGGUUAGACCUCCCUGAAGGACCAAUAGGUGUCCAGAGAGGUAGCCCCUCGAGUCGCUUAAAGGAGAGGGAGAAGCCCCUCAAAAAGCGAUCAAAGUCAGAAACAGGAGGCGAGUCCAUUUUCCGGAAAUUACGCAGCGCUAAAGGGGAUGGCUGUGAUUCCCGAGCCGGAUCGGAUGCAGAGGACGGCCGGUCUGAGGAUGGCGGCCCGCCUGCCAAGCCGUGGGUCUGCCAGAAGGGCUUUGCACAUUUUGACAUUCAGAGCCUCUUCUUUGACCUGAACACAGCCACUCAAAGUGGACAAGCGGCCAUCAAGCGCAAGAAUAUGACCACUGGCGCCUCGGCUGCCGCAGCUGCCUCCGCCUCUACUACCUCAUCGACCUCCUCUGUCCAAAGUGGGGCAUCCAGCUCCCCCUGUGGCAGCCAGGAGGAGCUCAGCUUAAAGGACAGCCCCACCCUCGACCCCGGUGACGACAAGAGUAAUGAGCUUUUGCUCAGCUGUCCCUGCUUUCGCAAUGAGAUUGGGGGCGAGCUUGAGCGAGAUAUCAGUCCCUCCAAGGCAGGCAGCAUCGGCAGUGGGGGAUCCGCAAGUGGAGAGGACAGCCCCUUUGAGUCCUCGCUCAGUUCCCGCUGCCCCAAUGCUGCGUUAGCCAUCCUGGAGGCCCCCAAGGACAGUCAGGGCAUGUUUAAUGAGUGGGGGAAACGCUACUUUUUGGAACACGUGGACCUGGGCUCUUGUUACUAUAGGAAGUACUUCUACUUAAGAGAGCACUGGAACUACUUCGGGAUAGAUGAGACACUAGGACCAGUGGCCAUGAGCCUUCGCAGGGAGAAGCUGGAGGACCACAAAGACCACGGUCCGCAGUAUAACUACCGCAUCAUCUUCCGUACCAGUGAGCUGACAACACUACGGGGGUCCAUCCUUGAAGAUGCCGUGCCCUCGUCCUCCAAGCAUGGUAUGCCACGAGGCUUACCUUUGAAGGAGGUUCUGGAGUACCUAGUACCGGAGAUGAACACGCACUGCCUGCGAUUGGCCCUUAACACACCUAAGGUCACCGAGCAGCUUAUGAAGCUGGAUGAGCAGGGGCUUAACUUCCAGCUAAAGGUUGGGGUGAUGUACUGCCUGGCAGGGCAGGGCAGCGAGGAGGAGAUGUACAACAAUGAAGCAGCAGGACCAGCCUUAGAAGAGUUCUUGCAGCUGCUGGGGGAGCGUGUAAGACUCAAGGGCUUCACCAAGUACCGCGCUCAGCUCGAUACAAAAACGGACUCCACAGGCACACAUUCACUCUUCACCACCUACAAGGACUAUGAGAUCAUGUUCCAUGUGUCCACCAUGCUGCCCUACACGCCCAACAACAAACAGCAACUCCUGAGGAAGCGACAUAUUGGGAAUGACAUUGUCACCAUCGUGUUCCAGGAGCCCGGCGCCCAACCCUUCACCCCUAAAAACAUCCGCUCCCAUUUUCAGCACGUAUUUGUCAUUGUCCGUGUGCACAACCCCUGCUCAGAAAGUACCUGCUACAGUGUGGCUGUCACACGGUCGAAGGAUGUACCCUCUUUUGGGCCCCUUAUACCCAAGGGUGUGACUUUUCCCAAAUCAUCUGUGUUCCGGGACUUUUUGCUCUCUAAGGUGAUCAAUGCCGAAAACGCUGCCCACAAAUCGGAGAAGUUCCGGGCCAUGGCUACACGAACACGUCAGGAGUAUCUGCGGGACCUCGCAGAACACCAUGUGACAAGCACGCCUAUCGACUCCUCUGGCAAAUUCCCCUUCAUCUCACUGGCUCACAAGCGCAAAGAGAAGAGUCGGCCCUACAAUGGGGCAGAACUUCGAAGUCUGGGUGCCGUCACAUGGUCUGUGCUUGCAGAAGACCAUAGCACGGGUGGCCAGCUGGACUGCCUGUUGGCUAUAUCCAAUGAAUUUCUUGUCCUCCUGGACACUGACGCUAAACUACUGGUGUUCAACUGUCUAGUGCAGGAUGUGAUUGGCUGGACACAAGUCAAUGCCACCUCCAUGAAGAUCUUCUACGAGCGUGGUGAAUGUAUCUCUCUGCGCUCCGUCAACAAUAACACAGAAGACUUUCGUGAGGUCAUUUUGCGUCUGGAGUUACUGACCAAAGGCUGUAUGACUAUGGAGCUGACCCUGCGGCGGAACGGUCUGGGCCAGCUGGGGUUCCACGUCAACUACGAGGGCAUCGUGGCUGAGGUGGAGCCCUACGGCUACGCUUGGCAGGCAGGCCUGAGGCAGGGCAGCCGCUUGGUGGAGAUCUGCAAGGUGGGAGUGGCCUCUCUGUCCCACGAGCAGAUGAUCGACUUGUUACGCACCUCAGUCACAGUGAAGGUCGUGGUCAUCCCUCCACACGAGGACACUACACCACGCAGAGGCUGCACGGAGAUGGCCCAUACGGCUGGUGAGCACAAGGCCACGGAGGGCGUUCCAUAUGAAUGCAAGUUCCCCUUCCGCAGCAACAACAACAAGUGGCAGCGAACAUCCAACAGCCCCCAGCAGUCCCUCACGGCUUCCCCGCAGAGCCACGGGGGCACACCUAGCCGUACCGUUAGCCUCGGGGGUAGCAUGGGGAAGGCUCUGUCUGCGGAGCGCCCAGAGAGGGUACCCGCCAUUCCCCGCAGUGUUUCCAGCGAUGGACGACCUCUUGACCCAAAAAGGAUUUCUCCAAGCUCGGAUUCCUACGCCCUUUCCCCAGCCAUGAUUGCGGGCCGCUCCUCUCAUAAUCGCCUGUCUCCCAGUAGCCUCUCCUUCUCCAGUGAUGCCAGUUCUGGAAGCUCCGCCCACUGGCGGCAAAAGUCUAUGCCUGAAGGAUUUGUGAACAACCGACCAUCUUCACUCUGUCUGGACCCACAAAGCACUGGAGAGACAGGCGGUGGUGGACGGACCACAGGCAAUCGGCUGCGAGUGGAGGAGGGCGGGCCGGCGCCUGUAGCAGAGAGAGGUUCAGGAGACCUGCCAGUCAGUAAGUCUGGCCAGCCCUACUCCGGUGCCCCCCGGAUUCAGAGACAGGAGCAGGUCAUACAUAUCUCCCCCAAGAAAAUUAGCCAGAGUGACGCGUCAUACUCCGGGCACUCCAGCAGCACUACAAUGUCCAGCAACACAUCCAGUAGCACACACAGUGAGGACAAAUGGUAUGAAACAGGCAGCAUGGGGGAGCAGUCUGACCCCGACCAUAGCGGCUAUGGGGGCGAUGGCCUGCAGGACGGUAGCACUGAUGGUACAUCUUGUGGGGCCAUCCAUGGCGCUUCUAGUUCCAUCCUGGUCACUGGGUCUGUACCCCCAAAGGAGAGACCUUCCUCAGCCUGGCAGCCCAGCUCCUCAGAGGGAAGCCGUCGCCAGCUGGAGCGGUCCCUGCAGGUUGCAGAGUCCUCGAUUCCUCCAGGGGCAAUCGAGCCUGCAUCCCGAGCCCCAUCCAGCCUCAUCAGCAUGGCCUCCCAGUCAAGUUCCAGACGCUGUGGUAGUCCCCUGGUCCUGAAAUCUAGCCGCAGUACUCGUGAAGAUUCAUCUCUGGCUGCCUCCUCUUCACAAAACUCUGCCAUGCAGGGGCCAAAAUCCUUUUAUCCAAGACAGGGUGCUACCAGCAAGUACUUGAUUGGCUGGAAGAAACCAGGUGGCACCAUAAACUCUGUGGAUUUUGGGGACACACGCAAGCGACCCCAGAGCGAUGGGCAGGAUGGUGGGCUGCCUCAGUCGAGAUGCUCCCCUAGGGAAAUGGUCAUAGCCACCACAGAAGAGAAAGCCAUCCCAUUGGACACCUCACCUCCUAGACACAAGCACUCCAAAACUUCAUCCAGCCCGCAUGUCUCGCCAGCUCGGCACUCCCUGCACCGCACACUGUCAGAUGAGAGCAUCUACCGAGGCACGUGCAGGUCGGCACUCGGCAGCCCCCUGCUGGAGCCCGAAUCGCCUAGCGACGUCCUCUUCAGCUGCUCCACUAUGCCGCGCUCCCCGACGACCCGCGGGCCACCCCUCCGCCGGCCCUCAUACAAGAUGGGCGUGAAACUGCACGGUGAUUUCUCAGCCUCUGACACCUCCCUGGCAGACCUGCACGAUCGUCGGAGCCCACAGCACCUGGGGUCGACUUUGUUGCCGCUCCCAACUACCCAUUCCAGCGGUGGGCUAGGGUGGACCAGCCUGGUGGACUGUGCAGAUGUCUUUGACAUCCGGAGUUCUGCAUUCUUUCCGAGUCAAGAGUCAAACAUCAGAGUAGAGACACCAUCCUCCAGCCCCAAGCACGGUGAACGGCACCUGGACCUGCAGUCAAGCUCCUCUGCCAGCUGUGACACCACUGCUGGCCUGGCUGGUAAAGUAACUCAGCUGGAGUCUUUGGUAAAACGGCUACAGGAACAUCUAAAAAAGGAGAGGGAAGAAAAGAUGAUGUUGCAGACCCAGAUCCAAAGUCUACGUCAAGAAAACCAGCGUCUGCUGCAGGAAUCCCAGACGGCCUCAGCUAAGCUCAAAAAGUUCACAGAGUGGGUCUUCAACACUAUUGAUAUGAGCUAAUCCAGAGUGGGAAGAAGGAAAAGUCUUUUGGCACCACUGUAAUAGAACCAAGGUAGACUCGUUCCAGUAUUCCAGUUGAAUAUGGGCAUUGUAGAGCUUAUUUCAAACUUUUUUUUUCAUCACAGGGUUAAAUGUACAGUGUCAUUUUUGAGAAUCGAGCCACUUUUAAUGUUUUUUUUGUUAGAUCUUCUUGUAUAUUUAUUGGUUUAGUGUUUUAUUUAUAAGUAAUCCAGACACUCAUGGAUUCAGAGAAAUUCUGCCUUCAGUUUUAGAUUUUAACUUGUGUUCAGUGCCAACUGAAAAUACGUACAGUAUAUUGUCUCUUCUGGACACAUUUUAUAAAGAGAAUUUAUGGUGUAUGGAA